Syzygium oleosum is the source of this 2023-nucleotide messenger RNA. RefSeq names its product endoglucanase 4-like. Gene Ontology annotation, molecular function: hydrolase activity, hydrolyzing O-glycosyl compounds. The coding region runs from base 290 to 1825 and encodes 511 amino acids. Gene Ontology annotation, biological process: carbohydrate metabolic process. NCBI's taxonomy places the organism in Eukaryota, Viridiplantae, Streptophyta, Magnoliopsida, Myrtales, Myrtaceae. The transcript is spliced from 7 exons. The record is from RefSeq and is a predicted model, not a curated record.
CUCAAAUGCUAUAAGUCCUCAUGCAGUGAAGAUAGACGCCGUAUACGCAGGCUACACAAGCGCCUGUGACACCCAUAUAUUCCAUCUGCACAAGCCUCGAGCACUCUUUCUCUCUUUGCCCUUUCUUUCACACACCUCUGAGUACAGCCUAAUCAAACCCAAAUCAAAGCCACGUCUCGCUCAUCUCAUUUACUUCACCUGCAUCAUUGCUUCAGUAUAUAAACCCCAAUCACCAUACUUCGUCGUUCAUUUGGUCCUCAUCGUUCGGUUUUCUUUCCCAUUCACGCCAAUGAGAUACACAGACAUGUUGGGGAUCGCAAGAAGCCGCGAUGCCGUCAGAGUUGGAACCACGAUGAUGUUGAUGGCGGUCAUGGCGGUUUCCGUAGUCUCGGGGCAUGAUUAUGGAGAUGCAUUGAGCAAGAGCAUUCUCUUCUUCGAAGGCCAGAGAUCGGGCAAGCUGCCUCCUUCCCAGAGAAUGACUUGGAGGAAGGAUUCCGGUCUUCGCGAUGGUUUCGAAAUCGGCGUUGAUUUGGUGGGCGGUUACUACGACGCGGGGGACAACGUCAAGUUCAACUUCCCGAUGGCGUGGUCCACCACCAUGCUCGCUUGGGGCGUAUCUGAGUUCCGGAGGCGCAUGGGCCCGGAUCUCCCGCAUGCGCUCGACGCGAUCCGCUGGGCCACCGACUACUUCCUCAAGGCCACAAGCGUGCCCGGGAUUGUGUUUGCGCAAGUCGGCGAACCUUACGGAGACCACAACUGCUGGCAGAGGCCCGAGGACAUGGACACCCCUCGAACCCCUUAUGCCGUGAGUGCACAGUUCCCUGGCUCGGAAGUCUCGGCCGAGAUCGCUGCCGCUCUGGCCGCUGCUUCUUUGGCUUUCAGGCCGGUCGAUCCUCACUAUUCAGCCCUGCUCCUAAGUCGGGCUAAAGAGGUGUUUAAGUUUGCGGAUAAGUAUCAGGGGUCGUACAACGACCAUCUCGGACGAUGGGUGUGCCCAUUUUACUGUGAUUUCAGCGGUUAUGAGGACGAGUUGAUUUGGGCAGCAUCAUGGUUAUAUAGGGCGACCAAGGCACGUAAGUACUGGAAUUAUGUUGCGGCAAACAUAGAUAAUCUGGAACACUAUGAGUUGAAAACCAUCUACUCCCUUUCUAGUAAUGGCGGUAGCUUUGCCGAGUUUGGGUGGGACACGAAGCAUGCCGGUAUCAGUGUCCUCGCUUCCAAGACUGUCAUGAAGAAUAGUCACUAUAGUGAUAUCUUCGUGCUCAAUGCCGACAAGUUUGUGUGUUCGGUUUUGCCUGAAUCGCCGACCAAAUACGUCAACUACUCCCCUGGGGGACUCCUAGUCAAACCUGGAGGGAGCAACUUGCAGCACGCCACGGCACUGUCCUUUCUUCUUAUCGUUUAUGCUCGCUACAUGGACCGCGCCAAUCGGGUCAUUCAAUGUGGCGAUGUAAAGGCCACUCCGGCCAGGCUCAUUCAAGUAGCUAAAGGCCAGGUGGACUAUAUACUAGGAAGCAACCCGUUGAACAUGUCGUACAUGGUGGGAUACGGCAGGAAAUUCCCUCAAAGGUUCCAUCACAGAGGCUCUUCCUUGCCGUCCCUAGAUCAACACCCACAACUUAUCGGUUGCAAGGACGGGACGCUGUACUUCGAGAGCAGCAGCCCGAAUCCGAACCUGCUGACUGGGGCCAUUGUUGGAGGUCCUGACAUCCAGGAUCAGUACAACGAUUCUAGAGUCGAUAUUGCACACUCGGAGCCGACAACGUAUAUCAAUGCUCCUCUCGUUGGUGUCCUGGCUUUCUUCAAAGGGCAGAUAGAGCCAUAGACAUUAAAAUGCAAGGAAAUGAAACAGGAACUUGCCUAAGGAACUCAUCGACCAUUUCCCCUGAAAUUCAGAUUCCUUUAUCUUUCACCAUCUCGUUCUUUCAGAUCAGCAGGAUUAGAUGCAUUGUACACAGGUGUAGGUCAGUUGCGUGAACGACUGUAACAGGUGAAAUCAAAGGAGAAAAUGAAGUCAGUUAGA